UUCGGUCACGCUCUCUGCAUCUUCCUCUCUUCUCCAGAGAACCCUUCCCUCAUUAAAGCUGCUUUCGUCUCAACUGGCCAGAAGGGAUUCGCACAUCAAGAAAAUCGUCUGGUCUUCUGACGGGUGUCUCAACUCCAUGGCCAACAUUUCUCAAUGGAUGGUUUACUCUAGUUCUUGAAAUUCUACUAGAUUUUUUUGCGUAGUUGGAUUAUUUUGAUGAAUUCUGUUGUCAGUAGAGAAUUGUUUUACUGAAACGAUUUGGAGAACUAGAAGAUUUUACUUCAAAAAUUUGAUAUGCAAUGAUGGAUAAAUAUAUAUGACACCUGAUUCAUAAACUUCAACUCAAAAAUUCAAAUAUUAUCGUUCCAUUAUCCCUAACGGAUUACUGACUAUUGGAAUUUAUUUUAGUGAGAGUCUUAUAAAUUCAUUUAAUAUCAUAAUUUUGUGCCUUAGUAAGUGAGGCGAGCAGAAUACUUCUUAUCUUGUGCUAUAACUAUUCCAAAAUUAAAUGGAUUCAAAUAAGCAGACAUCUUAUUUUUCAAAUCUCUUUGAUUAAGAGGUAUCCAGCUUAACAGAUCUGAGGUAAAAUAUUGUAUUCUUCAAUGAAAUAACAACAUAAAGCAUUUAAAGAACUGAUUUCUACAGCAAAAGUUAAGUUUCCACCCUUUUAACCUUCGUAUAAAAGAAAAAGCAAGACCCAAGUGCACUGAAGAAACCGCAGAUUUCGUUUCAGAGUCAUGGGAAUUUUAUUACUCGUCGUGUUGUGUGUUUUGUGCCAGGUAGUGAAUUCCGUCGUGAAUUUCGAUGCGAAUCAUCGAACCAAUACCACUCUGGGGAGUCUCAUCGUGCUCGGGGGAGCUGAAAUAGAAAGGAGUGAAUCGAGAAGACUUCAUUAUCCAGGUGGUGAGAGGCACUAUCCUGCAGGGACGCCUUCGGACUGCGACGCUCUCGUGCGUGGACAGGAAGGUUGGAUCUUCACUCCAAACUAUCCCUCCGACUACGAUGACCACCGGACAUGUGACUACGUUAUCCAGCGUCUAACGCCGGACACUUGCAAGGUGGAAAUGACCCUCAACGACUUCGACUUGGAAGAGAGUGACCAUUGCCUCAAUGAUUAUCUGGAUCUCAGAGAUGGCCAACAGGGUGUUCUCUGUGGGGCCCUCGCCUCUGGCACUAAAAAGCAGCUUCAGUUUCGUUCCGGCCAGUACACGAUGACUCUGAGGUUCAAAACAGACAAGGAAAAUACACGAAAAGGAUUCAUGAUUCAGCUGAAGCAGAUCCCAAGAUCCUGUGGUGCCGCGAACAUUCCAACAGGGCCAAGUGCUUGCAACCAGUAUAUGGACACUUUCACCGGCAGCGUGUCUUCUCCCGGAUACCCUAACGGUUACCCGUCCAAUAUACGCUGUGCCUACACCAUUCGGAGGGCGGACUCCCGGAUUUGCAAAGUAUUGCUGGAGAUCCGGUUGCUGGAUUUCGGAAGACACACCGGCGGUCCCUGCAGGGGUGACUAUAUCGAAUUCCCGGACCUCUCCAGGACUUGCGCCGGAUAUCCAUCGAGAAAAAUCGUAGACUUCUUGCGAGGAAGCGAUCUUUUGACUUUCACUUUCGUGAGUGACGGUUACGGAUCGGGAAAAGGCUUUGAUAUCGAAAUUCUACAGGUUCCGGACUCUUGCGCGACUUCUUCGCCACCCUCGAGACUUCCGAGACCAGCCACCUUCUCUAUUACCUUAUUCGUAGGUGACUCCCAACCUUGCGACCAGGAGGUGAGCUCUGUGACCGGUCAUUUCACCUCCCCCAGAUUCCCCAACCCCUACGGUCCCAACGAAAGAUGCAGGUACACCCUGAGGAAGGUGGAUCCAUCCGUCUGCUCCGUGGAGCUGGACUUCAGAAGGUUCGAACUUGAAUACAGCGGCCCGCGCUGCAGCAAGGAUUAUCUCACUUUGCCUAGUCUCAACAGGCUCUGCGGGAGUAUUAGUGGAAAGCAGUUAAUGGAACUUCCCAAAGACAGCGAUUACGUGAAUCUGUACUUCGUGAGCGAUUUUUCCGGCCACGGACUCGGAUUCGACAUUCACGUCACACAGCUCUUCAAUACCUGCGAAGGAACCAGGUUGCACGGUCCUUGUGAUCAAGAGGUGGGCACUUUGACAGGUCGUUUCACCUCCCCCGGCUUCCCGACUUCGUACCCAGCUAACCAGCGCUGCACGUACAGCGUGCACCGGGCCGACGCGACGGUGUGUUCCGUAGAACUCCGCUUCGUCUCCUUCGACAUCGAGUACUCUGGCGAGCAAUGCUCAAAAGAUUUUCUCAUGAUGCCCGACAGGACGAGACUGUGCGGCACUACCUCUGGCACAAGGACCAUCAAAUUCCCAGCGGGAAGCGACAUUCUGGCCUUGAAUUUUUUCAGCGAUGGCUUCAGAACUGGACGAGGAUUCGACAUCGAAGUGACUCAGCGUCGAAACACCUGUAGAGUUCCUGCGUCUGAUUGUGGGGGCGAGGUGACGAGUUCUGCAGGGCGCAUCAGCAGUCCUGGCUAUCCACGGUACUACACUUCCGGACUCCGGUGCCACUAUAAGAUCCGUCGACCAGAUCCCAGCACAUGCACAGUGGAACUGGACUUCCGAGUGUUUGACGUGGCCACUAGUGCUGGUUGCAGCGAAGAUUAUCUACAAUUACCGGACCAAACCCGGCUGUGCGGAAGUCAAACAACGUCCAAGGCCCUCGAUUAUUCAGCUGUUGGCAGUGAUGUCAUGACCUUGACUUUCGUGACAGAUUCCAUCGGUGCUGGAAGAGGAUUCGACAUUGUUGUGAGGCAGCUUCCAAACUCUUGUAGUAUCCUUCCGCCUCCACCAUCUUGUGACAUGACUAUAAGCGAGGAGCGAACCGUUAUCCACAGUCCGAACUAUCCCGAGGAUUAUCCGGCGGAUGCCCUCUGCGUGUACAGCGUCCGGCGACUGGACAGAAGCGUCUGCCAAGUGCAGGUCGAAUUCUUAGAUUUCGAUCUGGAGCCAGCCCCAGAUUGUGGUUCGGACUUUGUCCAGCUCGAGAAAAACGGAGAGAGAUUUUGCGGAGUUCAGACGCCUCCUACAACGGUUCUGUCCUUUGGAGACGGUGAUAUUCUGAGAAUGGUCUUUAGGUCCGAUUCCGUGAGCAGCAGGAGAGGAUUCGAAGCCAGAGUUCGACAGAUACGAAAUUCCUGCUAUAGACCAAUAGGUCCAGCCAACGGACGCCAGUGUGGCACCUACUCGGAUACCAUGUUCACCAUCCAAAGUGAGAACUUCCCACUGCUCUAUCCCCCGAACUCGGACUGUGAGUACCGGAUCGUCCGGCAGAAUCCGACCAUCUGCCAGGUAGAACUGUUCUUCUCUCACUUCGAUGUGGCUUCCGAGAAUCCGGCCCAUUGCGACAGAGAUUUCCUGGAGGUGAAGGGGGCACGCUACUGUGGUAAAAGGGAUGGUCAGAGGGUGCUUGUUGAUUUCCCGAAAGAGAGGAACGAAUUAACUCUGCAUUUCAAAUCUGACAGCUACCAGCAGCUUUCUGGAUUCAGAAUUGAAGUGAAGCAGCUGACUUCUGGAUGUCCACCACUGGAAAACAAAACCUGCGAGCAGACGUUCAGCAGCGAGAGCUUCCAGGUGAUCAGUCCGGGAUACCAGUCCGGCUCCUACCCAGACGGAAGCGAUUGUCGCUAUACCGUCAAGAAAUCCUCCUUCCAGGUGUGCGCGCUCCAGGUCAAGUUCUACACUUUCGAUCUGGAGCAGUCCGAGGACUGCGCUAAGGACUACUUGGACAUUGCAGAGCAGAAGCUAUGUGGACGCAUGGAAUACGACUCUGUCAGAACAUACGAAUUUUUGGAAGAUGAGAUGAUUAUCCAGUUUCACAGCGAUGGUUUUAAGAAUGGAGCUGGCUUCUUUCUUCUGUUCGAACAAAAAACAUGUUGAAAUAUUCGCCUUUCUUAACACUUUAUAUUCAUAGGAGAAGAUGAUAUUUCGAUAGACUCAACGAGAAUGGACUCAUUAAAGUGAGAGUAUAGAAUGCUUUCAAUAAAUCUUUGAUAUUUAUAUUAAUUCAAUUAAGAAUUUAGUUGAAAGCUUAGCGACGUUGGUACUUUGGAAAGAGGAAUUGCAUUUGGUCCUUUUCUACAAUCUUGUACAAUUCAUUUUUAUUAAUAAACUUUGUUUUUAUAAUCCUA
Molecule: messenger RNA, 4186 nt
Organism: Argiope bruennichi
Lineage: Eukaryota; Metazoa; Arthropoda; Arachnida; Araneae; Araneidae
Product: cubilin-like
Exons: 18
Coding region: 738-3935 (1065 amino acids)
Molecular function (GO): serine-type endopeptidase activity
Source: RefSeq, a predicted model, not a curated record